Euleptes europaea (tarantolino) is the source of this 1800-nucleotide messenger RNA. It is a transcript of the gene KLHL34, whose product is annotated as kelch like family member 34. The transcript has a single exon. The record is from RefSeq and is a predicted model, not a curated record. Bases 22 to 1800 code for a protein of 592 amino acids. NCBI's taxonomy places the organism in Eukaryota, Metazoa, Chordata, Lepidosauria, Squamata, Sphaerodactylidae. Gene Ontology annotation, molecular function: protein binding.
UAAAGUUUUCUACUCUGCAAAAUGAGUUACUUCCUGUCCUACUGUAAAGGGCACUGCAGUGCUGUGCUGUCUCAGUACCAAACCCUCCGAGCAGAAGGCUUGCUGUGUGAUAUUUUGUUGAAGGUAAAAGAAAACGAGUUCCCCGCUCACAAGUCUUUGCUGGCCUGUUCCAGUGAUUACUUCAGGGCCAUGUUCAAGAGCUAUACAAAAGAAUCGAAGGAUGCCAUCAUUCACCUGCAAGUCAUCUCAGCUAUUGGUCUGCAACGUAUUCUGGAUUUUAUUUAUACCUCCUGGUUGCCCUUGUCUUUUGACAGUUUGGAAGAUACCUUGGAAGCGGCCACUUACCUGCAAGUGACUGAGGCAAUCGGCUUGUGCAGCCAGUACUUGGCUAAUAAUCUUACUCUAGAGAGCUGCUGUUUUUCCGCCAAUGUUGCUGCAAAAUUCUAUCUUCCAGAUGCUUUAUCAGCAACUGGAAAAUACAUAAUUAUUAAUCUCUGGAAACUGCUGAAUAUGGAUUUUGCUGGGCUGCUUGAGCUGAACUUCCAGACUUUGAAAGCAAUAGUAGAAUCACCUGAUGUCCCCAUGGUCAAAGAACAUGACUUGCUAGAUCUAUCGCUGAAGUGGCUGAGGCAUGAUAAAGUGAGAUUAACACACACUACUAGCCUGUUGGAACAUAUAAGAUAUAGUCUAAUUCCAGUGGAAGAUCUGAGAAAGGUCUACACACAGACAGAAGUACCACUGACAGCUCCCAUAAAAUACUUAAUCAUAAAAGCAAUAAACUACCAUUCACUUAUCUUCAGACAACCAAUCCUUCAGGAUAAGUACAGCACCUUGAGAAACCAGAAGACGCAGAUUAUCCUCCUUGGAGGUAUGAUUGCACAUGAAGGGCCUGUCAGUGAUGUGGUGGCUUUUGAUGUUUACAAUCACAGAUGGCAAACUUUAACACAACUGCAGAACAGAGUACAAAAUCACUGUGUGUGCACAAUUGGAAACUUUUUAUAUGUAUUAGGUGGAGAAAUAGAAGAUUUGCAAAGUGAUCCAAAAUGUCUGGCUUUGACCGUUACAAACAAAGUCCAUCGCUAUGAUCCCAGGUUUAACAAGUGGAUCCAAGCCACAGGGAUGCUGGACAAGAGAUGCCAGUUUUCUUGUUGUGUCCUAAAAAACAACAUCUUUGCAAUUGGUGGGAAAGGUGAAAAUGGAUCAUUGCAUUCAUCUGUGGAAGUCUACAAUAUUAGCCAAGACAGAUGGACAAAGGUUCAGAAUUUGCCAUGUAAAAUGCAUGGUCAUGCGGGUACUGUUUGCAAGAACAUCAUUUAUAUAUCUGGUGGCAAACAUAUGGAUCAAAGCAACACAAGUAAAGAUAUGUAUUCUCUGGAUACUCUGGAAGGACAAUGGAUAAAGCAAGCCCCAAUGAGUAUUGCUCGGUUUGGGCAUCAGAUGGCCACAAUCAGAGAUACAGUUUUUACAUUUUUAGGGCUUUAUGAAGCAUUCUCUGAAAUUGAAAUGUAUGAUCCUGCCCAGAAUCAGUGGACACGUUUACGGCCGUUGGUCUAUGAUCGGUUUAGUUAUGGUUUGGCAGUGGUGGAGGAAACUGCACUUCUCAUUGGGGGGAAGAAGUGGCAAGGCUCUCAGGAGAUUCCAACUCAGGAUGUGGUGGGCUAUGAUAUAGACAAUGACUGUUGGGAAGAAAUCUGCAAAGCUUCCUUGCCUUGGUAUGGAUUGCAGUGUGCAGUACUACAGCUUUCUGAAUUAGUUGAAGCUAAGGGUGUUCAACAACAAAAUAACAAAACAUCUUGCUGA